AAGCAGCUGCUGUGUAAGGACGUAAUUUUGCUCUAGCUGUUCCUUCGGUUUCUGUUUUCAAAGAUAAUGCAGCAGAACAUUGCUUUCUUAUCAAUGCUCGAGGAGCGAAGUGGGCAUAUCGCGCCAUAGCAGUCAGGGUCGCCUGUUUCUUUGCUUAUCAUUCACAAGGAGCUUGCCGUGUCACACACUUGUUCAGAAACAAUCGUACUUUGCGCGUAAUUUUUUGAUUUUUUCUAGAAAACUGGGUACAGGAGGAGCAGAAUUCGUGCAUCGAACUAGACUCUUGUUAGCAGAACGUGGUCGUUCUUCUUUACAAUUUGUGGACGAUUCCAUAAUGAGGCCAAGUCAGCUGUAUCUUUUCGUUUAUAAUGCUUUACAAGUUCUUGGUUGGGGGAUCAUUCUCAUUAAAACCGUCUAUGGGCUAUCCAAACAUCUAUCCUGGCCAGAAUUAUACACUUCUGUCGAGAUUGAAGUAAAGAUCUUCCAGACUCUCGCCAUCCUUGAGGUUAUCCAUGCAGCAGUUGGUCUCGUACGUUCUCCUGUGGGCACUACUGCUAUGCAAGUUUGGAGUCGUUUGCUAUUGGUUUGGCCUAUCCUGCAUACAUGUGCUACAGCACGUCAAAGUGUUGGUGUCCCCAUGCUUCUCGUUGCAUGGUCUGUUACAGAGGUCAUCAGGUAUUCAUUUUACGCACUUGGACUAUUCAAUGCUAUACCUUACUUCCUUACCUGGAUGAGAUAUACUCUCUUCAUUGUGCUCUAUCCUCUUGGCGUGACAGGCGAACUUCUGACUCUCAUCGCUUCUCUUCCAGAGGUUGCUGCGAAGAAGCAUUACACCAUCGAAAUGCCGAAUCCUGCUAAUAUGGGUUUUUCCUUCUACGCUGUUUUGAUCAUAUCGGCACUCCUUUACAUUCCGGGUUUCCCUCAACUUUAUUUGUACAUGUUCGCUCAGCGAAAGAAGGUGCUUUACGUAGAAGCUGCGAAGAAAAAGGCGUAGAGAGUAGGGACUAGUCAGAGCUUAUCUUGUUAAUGAAAAAACUGUAAUAUUUUCUACUUAACGCGUGACCUCUGCCGAAUUUGCCUUCCGAGGAUAUCUCAGUUGUAGCUUGAGGUUGCAGUGUAGCUUCAGCCAUGUGAGCAUUUGUGAUACCGGUGCUAUUGCUGUGUGAUAAUAAAGCAUUUUGUUGUAAAG
Cylicocyclus nassatus is the source of this 1189-nucleotide messenger RNA. NCBI's taxonomy places the organism in Eukaryota, Metazoa, Nematoda, Chromadorea, Rhabditida, Strongylidae. The record is from the annotation of a GenBank genome assembly.